Molecule: messenger RNA, 6418 nt
Organism: Strigops habroptila (Kakapo)
Lineage: Eukaryota; Metazoa; Chordata; Aves; Psittaciformes; Psittacidae
Gene: NEURL1
Product: neuralized E3 ubiquitin protein ligase 1
Exons: 6
Coding region: 250-1941 (563 amino acids)
Biological process (GO): negative regulation of Notch signaling pathway; nervous system development
Cellular component (GO): postsynaptic density; plasma membrane
Molecular function (GO): ubiquitin protein ligase activity
Source: RefSeq, a predicted model, not a curated record
UCCGACCCUGGGGCGCAACAACUGUCUCCAUGGCGACGGGGCGCGGCGGGGGGGCCGCGGUGCCGCCGCCCCGCCCCGCAGUACCGAGCCGCGGCGGAGCCGAGCGGAGGACGGCGGAGCGGCGGGGCAUGGGGCCCGGCGUGCGGCGGGCAGCAGCGGAGCUGUCGGCAUCGGAGUGAGCGCUGCCGCCGCCACAGCCCCCAGGGAGAGACCUUGCGCGGUGCCGCCCGGCCCGGCUCGGAUGCCGCCAUGGGGAGCCGCUUCUCCAGCAUCCCCGCUCUGCCCCGCGGCGGCCAGGGCCGCCUGCACCGCGCCCGCCACCACCGUCUCAAAGAUUCCAUAGGUGGAUCAUUUUCAACUUCCUCCCACCGAUGCCACCACAAGCAGAAGCACUGUCUCCCCAUCCCACAGUGUGGAGCUCUGUCCAUCAGCCCUCUGCUUUUCCAUCCUCACACAAAGGGAUCCCAGAUUGUCAUGGACACAACACAGAAGGCAGUGAAGCGCCAGUCUAGCUUCUGCAAUGCCAUUACCUUCAGCAACAGGCCCAUUGUUAUUUAUGAACAAGUCAGACUUAAGAUCACUAAAAAGCAGUGCUGCUGGAGUGGGGCUCUUCGGCUCGGGUUUACUUCCAAGGAUCCAUCGAGGAUUAACCCUGACACUUUGCCGAAGUAUGCGUGCCCUGACUUGGUUUCCCAAAGCGGUUUUUGGGCCAAGGCUCUGCCAGAAGAGUUUGCAAACGAGGGAAACAUCAUAGCCUUCUGGGUGGACAAGAAGGGACGGGUUUUCUAUCGAGUGAAUGACUCCGCUGCGAUGCUCUUCUUCAGUGGGGUGAGGACAGCAGAGCCCCUCUGGGCUUUGAUCGAUGUCUAUGGACUCACCCGUGGAGUGCAGCUCUUAGACAGUGAGAUCAUCCCUCCCGACUGCCUGCGGCCCCGCUCCUUCACCGCCAUCCGCCGGCCCUCACUGCGGCGGGAGACGGAGGACACGCGCCUCUCGGUCAGCCUGUGCGACCUCAACCUGCAGGAGGAGACCUUCCAUGUGACGGCCACCACGUGUCCCAUCCCGCAGAACUCCCUCAACUCCCAGCACUCCCACCUCCUCCCUUCCCAGCUGGAGAGCGACCUCCGCUUCCACCACCUCCGGGGACCCCAUGUUAAAAUCCUCGAUGACCAGACUGUGGCCCGUCUGGAGCACGCGCGGGAGGAGAGGACUUUGGUUUUCACCAGCAGACCCCUUCGGAUCAAUGAAACCAUUUUUGUCAAAAUCAACAAGUCCAACGCUGUGCGCACGGGGACGCUGUCCUACGGGGUGACAUCCUGCGACCCCAGCACCUUGCGCCCCAGCGACCUCCCCUAUAACCCUGAGUCUUUGGUUGACCGAAAGGAGUUCUGGGCCAUCUGCCGAGUUGUGGUGCCCCUCCAGAGUGGAGACAUCCUGGGAUUUAUGGUGAAUUCGGAUGGUGAGCUGCACUUGAGUCACAACGGUGCCAGCAUUGGCAUGCAGGUCUGCACGGACUGUUCCCAGCCCCUCUGGAUGUUCUUCGUUUUACACGGCGCAGUCAUGCAAAUUCGAUUGUUGGGUUCCACCAUAUUAGCAGAGCGGCUGGGACUGUCCACACCAAGCUUGCCCACAUCUUCACCGAGUUCCCCCACUGUCCUCUGCAGCGGCGUCUCUGUCCCUCUCUGCAGCUCUAUCAGUGGCACAGUUCCCAACUCUCCAGCCAGCUUGCCUGAGUCACCCAUCUCCCCGUCCGUCUCAGGGCCUUGGGGAGAUGAAUGUACCAUCUGCUAUGAGAACAUGGUAGACACAGUCAUUUACUCCUGUGGACACAUGUGUCUCUGCUAUUCGUGUGGGCUGAAGCUCAAGAAGAUGGCCAACGCUUGCUGCCCCAUCUGCAGACGGGCCAUCAAAGAUAUCAUCAAAACAUACCGCAGCACUUAGAGCAGCAGCAGGUGCUGUGGUGGGGACUAGGCAGGUGGGGAGAAGACUGUGAAACAACACAGGUCUUGGUCUCUAAGUCAUCAUCCAGGAGAUUCAAAAAACAUCACCCACCACCACCCUGAUCCCCUCUUCCAUGGAACACAGAUGAGACAAGCUAAGACGCUGCUCUUCUACUCUCCAAGCAAGCCCUGGGGCUGAACUCCAGUGUGUCAGGGAAGUUGCGAUGGACCACUCUCCCUUGUGGAUUUUAAUCUUUAUCUCAAAAAAACCCAGCUGGUGCAGUCAUCCCUUUUCUACACCAUGCACAGCAGACAGGAGUCUCCAGUGUCUAGCAAGGACAGCGAGUGGUAAAAGGUUUAGUGCUACACAUCUCCUUCCAGAGACACCGUGUGUACGGAGGACAGCUUAGCAGAAAAGGAGAAACAGAACAAACCUGUUUCCAUGUACAAGCAGCCUGACUAUAGGAAGCUCCUUAAAAAGGAUGAAGCAAGCUUUGACCCAGUGAGGGAGGUGCAGUGAGCGCAUUCACAGUGGAAAGACUGUGGCCAGUGCAGAAAUGGACCCAGUAUUUGUGGAGCAAAACCUGCCCCAUGUCUGCAGGCAGAUGAACAGCCCCUCAGGGCUGUCCCCUGCUGUUCCCUAGCAGAAGCAUUCACAGCGGGUUUGGCAGCCAACACCGGCACUGGCCUUGCUUCCUCCCAGUGGUAUCCAGCCACCUCAUGUUGCCAUCCCGUUGCACGAUGAGCGGCUCUCAAAGCCCACCACCACUGAUUUGUGUGUGGUCUCCACGCAGCACAAGGGAUUCAGCAACAUCUCUGCCCCCAUGGGCCUGCAGCAGAGGGAGAUGUCUCCCCACCUUCCUUCCCCUACCAUCCAGACAGCACUUGUGAGGGAGAAAAUAAAAUAAAAGAGAAAAAAAAAAAAAAACCAAACAAAAACCCCAGCCUCACUGGGGAAGAAUGUAUAAACCCACAUGUCUGCGGGUUUCAUUUACUGGUAACUUCAUCACUGUGCUUCAAGACAAAACCAGCCGGGUGGUACUCAGCCCUUCACAGCCAUGGCUGUCCUUAUGUGCUAGGAAGAAAGGAAAGAAAAAAAAACCAACCCAGCUUGAGGGCUUUGGUUUGUUUUGGUUGAUUUAGAUAAAUCCCCUUCUCUCCUGCCCCUAUUGGGAACCCUGCUGUCCCCAUGGUGGGUGCCUGCCAUGGAAGCCUCAUGGCUGCUGGCCCUUAAGCCUGGUGAAGCAGCAGAAGCUGCCUGUCUCCCCUGCCUUCCAGGGCCAUGCAGGAGGUAGAGACAAUGUCUGGGCCCUGAGGGGUGAUCAGGGCUGGGGCAUAGCAGCAGUGGUGUUUGCCACACCGUAUUGCUCACCAGGUCAGGCUGGAGAAGGUUGUGGAGUUGCACCCCUCCUGCAAAUUCUUUUACUAUGCCCCAGCAUAUGGCCCCUGAUAGGACACAGGGGAACAGCUUGGCAUAGGGAUAAAAGCAUUUAAUGUACACUGCAGGCUGCCCUAGGCAGCAUGUGGGUGAAGGAGCACUCACAGAGGCUGCUCACAAGAGCACCUGGAAAACAUAUCCUCACCUUGUCCUCUUAAGGAAAUGACAAAAGAGGCUACUGGCUGGAGAGCACAUUGUAGAGCCUUUCUCUAAAGGCAUCACCAUCACUGCAGCCUACCACAGGGGUCUGCAGCUACCCCCAGCCCAUCCUGGCGGGCAGAACUAACUUGAACGCUGAUAUUCUGGUUACAGGGAUUUACCUUAUUUCUUUGCAUACCUCUCACGUACCCCCCUAACCCAACCCUGCCCUCCAGGCUGCUGUCAAAAGCCCUGGAUCAUUAUGGGUCCUGUGCCCAGAUGCUCUCACUGAGGGGCGGAAGGAAGCCCAUUUGGCACGAGUUGGGGGCAAUCACAGCAGCCAUGCCGGGAGCAGGCAUGCAGCCAGCCUCCAGCUUACCCCAGGACAGAGCCAUGACCCUCAGAUACAGGGAGCCUGGUUCAGUCGUUAUACAAACUCCAGUGCAAAGCUUUCAGAAAGAAGGAAGCGAAGGAGUGGGAAGGUGUUGAUGAAACAGUGGAUGUGGGGAAACGUGCAAUAAGCAGCCUCCCAAGCCUUGACCACAACAGUGGGACCGGUUCCCCUCCGCGCAGAGCAAGCCAAGGGGUAUAUUUUAUUUUUCCAGAAAAUCCAUCCAUGGGUACCAGUGCAGUGGUGUGAAUUCCCUUUUGAAUUCAGAGUGUUUUAAUAUAUAACUGUGUUUGUUUUACUGUGGACCAAACUCUAGGAGUUAGCAGAAGCUGAAACCUUCCCCAGCAUUCAAGCUAAAAAAGUGGGGUUAAGUCCUGCUCCUGGCAUCAGCUGGCCUCUGUUUGUGAGCAGGGAGGAGGAGAGCAAGGCUCUCUCCAUGGAGAAAAAAACAACAGCAGCAAAAGCAGUAACAAUAACAACAAUUCUGACCUUUUGUUUUGUUUGACUGGUGUAGGUUCCCACGUACCUCCGUGUUCUUGUGUCAUUUGCAUUUCAUUGCUUUACUUUAAGAUGUUUUGUGUUCUGUUUAAAGAGAAGAAUAACUCAUUGUGAAAAAUUGGAUAACUGUGAUUGUGAAUAAAGUUGAUUUAGGUAUCCUGCAGCAGCAUGGGUGACUGAGUGUUUACCCCUUCCACAAGCGUGGCAAAACAUGAUGGGCAGUGCAGCUGCAAGAGGCUAAGGUAAGAGCAACGGUAACAUGAGGGCCUCUUCCCUGGGGGGAGCUGGGUGGAGAGAGCUCAGGCUUUCCUUCAGUGCUUGAGGUUGAGGGCGUGACUCCACAUGUAAGGAAUAAAGGAAGACACAAAAGAAAGCAAGGGUUAACUGCAUUCCUGCGAGCUUAAGCCCCAUGCUUCUGAUCCUCUUCACACCCUCCACAGAGAGAAGCCACAUCUUUACUCUCACUUUGCUUGCACUGUGUUUCCUGAGUGUCUGUAACCACAAGAAAAACUCUCCACCAGCACAAGAAAGAGAAAACAUGCUGUGAGGAAACUGGGGACCAUCAGGGACCAGGUAAGGUGGCUGAAGAUGAGGCAGAGCAGUAGCAAAACAGCCUGGUGUCCCCAUCCCUCCUCUGCAGAGAUCUGCCAGUCCAACACCUGACAGGAGGAUCCCAGCCCUGACUUGAGCAACGUGUUAAAGAAGCGCACCGACAAGCCCAGGUCUGGCCAAGGGAGAUGCUGAGGCAAGAGGCAGAUGCUUCCUGGGCAUGUAUCAAGGGACACAGGGACCCAAAGGGAAUUUGGAUUCUCCAGGGUGAUGUUAGUUUCUCCAAAACCUAAAAGCUCUUCUGCUGCAGGAUCUGCUCAGGAGAGCACUCCUACAACAGCCAUGGGAGAUUUUCUCCUCAACCUUUUGUUUAGCUAUUCAGCAGAUGAAAAACUGGCUGAAUCACUCUCUCUUGUCACAGGACAUAAUUGAGUUGGCAUGUUCUCUGUCAGUGUGGGUAUUCCAUCUGCCGUGGGACAGGGACAUCUCAGGAGAGAUGUCCUCAGCCUCUUCAGCUGAAGCUAUUCCACUUUACAGUUCCUCCAGUGGCCCAGAACUUUCCAGGCUGAGUAAAGCAAAACCACUUCUACAGCCCAGCUUUCUCCAGCACCAUCCUGAGGAGCUCUUAGCUUUUGGGACAGGGCAAGUUUGCGCAUGCCUGUGCUGCAAUCCAAGAGCCAUUCCCAGCUCCUGGUUUCCCGGAGACAGGAGGUCUCUAGUGAGCCUGGAAAGCCCUCUCUGGCCACAGCCCCCUUGUUCCCUCAAGAGCAAGGGAUAGAGCUGCACAACACAGACUCCCCCUAGAAACUAGGACACUGACCUGCCAGCUGUGCUGAGCCCAAGCACUGCCACAGAUUAGGACAUGUGAAGUGCUAAUGCUCUGAGCCAAAACCAGAUCCUUCCCUCGCACCAGCAAGAGGAACCAGGGCAGCAGCACACGAACCCUGUGCUUCCCCUGACAGCCCCAGCCUGUUCAUUCCCUCCUGCAGCUACCAUGUGCAAUAGCCCCAGUGAGCUCUGCAUCCUUAUCUGCUGAGCAUCGCUGGAGUCACCCUGCCCUACUCUCAAGCCAUCACCUUCAGCUCACCAAAUCCAAAACAGAUCUGCAAUUCCACCAUCGCUCCCAAGCUAUUCUCCACCGAGACCAACCAUGGCACAGCAUAGACCUGUCCCGGCGACAAGGCGUCUCAACACCGCAGCUCGCCCGCUGCUUCAGACAGGGACAGCUUCAGGGUGUCCCCGGCCAGCAGCGGCACAGCCCGCGGACCGCGCUGCGGGGCGAGGAGGAGGAUGCUCCGAAAGGGAUCCAGCAGCAGCAGAGCUGGUCCAGCAUCGCCACCUGGUGCUCGGCUCCCGGCACGGCACACAGCUCUUUCAAUGUGCGUGUGUCCCUUUUCUCUCCCUCCCCAGGUUUUUACUCCUUUUCACAAAUACUACAAAUACAUAUACGUAGGACCAGAAAAA